AUGCAACCACCUCCAACCCAGCAUCCCGGUUGCGGAUGGCGCUUCUGUGACCGAUUCGACAUUCCCACGGUGUUCGUCCCGAACGAUUGGACUAUCACGCCCGGCUACUUCCUUCCGCCCCCGCUGCAGGAGCCUCCACGUCUACUGAUUUCUCACGUCAGAUGCGAAAGCUAACUGCUCGUGAAUCCAUUCAAUUGGAAGUGAAGAAAUCAUGUGAAGAAAAGUAUGCAGAUUACUCGCCUGUGGGCUGCAAUUACUCAUCUGAGCGAGGGGGGUCUAUUGGGCCACCUCUUCUGCACCAGCAACCUGAUAAUUGGGGAAUAAAUUUUUACAUCAGGAUUGAUCACAAGGGAUCUUUCCACACGUAUCCUCAUGUGGGAGGGCCAUUUAAAACCUAAAGGAAGCCAACGAUGCUAUCGCGUUCUAUCUUAUUGCCCGCCAGGAUAAAAACUUGUUGAUGGGGUUAUCUGGUGUGGAGAUAGCUGUACAAAUGGCUCUUUACUUCCCUGAUGGCAGGAGAAGGAAGCAUUUGAGAUCACAACCAAUUGAUAAAAGCCGUGAUUCGGUGCGCCAGUUGGUUGAAGCUUUGGUGGACAAGUAUAACGAGGAUCACCAUCUUUUAGGGGCUUGCUCUCUUUCCCUCUUGUCCUUGAUGCUACCAAUGGCUGCACUUUAUCUCUUAUCGUCCUAUAACUAAUAAAUGCUUGUUGGAUCCAUCCUUCUUUUUUAGGAUCUUGCAUAUGAAUUCAAAGAUAUUGUGUGCUACCAAACAAUUCGUGGGGAAGAGAGGUGCUACCAAACAAUUCAUGGGGAAGAGAGGUGCUACGGACAUAUCAAUUUCAUUGCAAAGGCUAAAGAAGCUGACAAUUUCAACUUCGACAUCGACAAGCUAUUCUUUGCUGAAGUCAUGUAUAAACAAGGAGAAUUGUUUGUCAACUGUUUAUGCAUGGUUAAACAUACUGAUAAUGGUAACUGCUAUGGCUGUAAAAACAAGGGAAGUGCUGACAUGAAGCAUCCUGAUGAAUUGCGUUACAUUGGUGGUCACACGAAUAGUGCAAUUGGUGUGCCUAAUAUACUGCACAGAGACUUUGAGAAAGAGGAAACUGAGGAAGAUUUGGAAGCUGAGAAGGCUAGGUUAAGAUGGCUGUUUGGGGGCUCACAUGAGAUGAAGCAAAAGGGGACCCUUACAAUGAAAGGCCAAGGGGAUAGUCUACGUGAGGCGAAGCAAACGGGUAUCCUGACCAUGGAAGACCAAGGGGAUGGUCUUGGUCAAGCCCAGUUUGAAGCUGAGAAGCCGAAGCGAAUGGGAACCAUUGCCAUGGAAGGCCAAGGGGGUGGUUUUGGUGAGGCGCAGUUGGAAGCUCAGAGGGCUGGUUUAAGAUGGCUGACUGGGAGAUUAGAUGAGAUCAAGCAAGAGUUGACCCUUGCAAUGGAAGAAGGCCACGGGUAUAGUCCACGUGAGGCGAAGCAGAUAAGGACCCUUACCAUCGAAGGCCAAGGGGAUGGUCUUGGUGAGGCGCAGUUGGAAGCUGAGAAGGCUAGGUUGGGACGGCAGUUUGGGGGCUUACAUGAGAUGAAGCAAAAGGUGACCCUUGCAAUGGACGAAGGCCAAGGAGGUAGUCCACGUGAGGCGAAGCGAAUGAGGACCUUUACCAUGCAAGGCCAAGGGGAUGGUCUUGGUGAGGCGCAGUUGGAAGCUCAGAGGGCUAGUUUAAGAUGGCUGAUUGGGAGGUUACAUGAGAUGAAGCAAGAGGUGACCCUUACAAUGGAAGAAGGCCAAGGGGAUGGUCUCGGUCAGUCACACUUGGAAGCUGAGAAGGCUAGGUUGAGACGGCUGUUUGGGGGCUUACAUGAGACGAAGCAAAAGGAGACUCUUACGAUGGAAGGAUGCCAAGGGUACAGUCCACAUGAGGCGAAGCGAAUGAGGACCUCUACCAUGGAAGGCCAAGGGGAGAGGUUGUAUGAAUCAUUGAGGUCCUUUCCAGAGGCCGAGGAGGAUGAUGGGUACGAGGAUGUUGGAUACGCUUACCGUGGGAGGGCGCUGAUCUAGCAUUUUGUCUGGCUGAAUUGUGUAUCUCACCGCCAGCAACCCUUGCUCUUGCUAUUUCCACCUGUUGCUAUUUCUUAUAUUCGUAGGAAGCUAUGGUUACAAGGACUUUUGGAUGGUUCAAUGGUGAUGUCUUCAUGAGCCAUAAGCCUGUGUGGCUGUAAGCGUGCUUUGCUCAUCUUAUCAAGAUUCAUUUCAUCAGAAUAGACGUCUGGCACGAUUGUCUGUGAUUUACACUGUUGGAACAUGAUUAAAAAUAAUAAAUACUCCCUCCUCCCAUAUU
This is a messenger RNA of Brachypodium distachyon (stiff brome), 2330 nucleotides long. RefSeq lists its product as uncharacterized. NCBI's taxonomy places the organism in Eukaryota, Viridiplantae, Streptophyta, Magnoliopsida, Poales, Poaceae. Bases 908 to 2050 code for a protein of 380 amino acids. The record is from RefSeq and is a predicted model, not a curated record. The transcript has 10 exons.